This is a messenger RNA of Panicum virgatum (switchgrass), 1527 nucleotides long. RefSeq names its product UDP-N-acetylglucosamine transferase subunit ALG13 homolog. Gene Ontology annotation, cellular component: UDP-N-acetylglucosamine transferase complex; extrinsic component of endoplasmic reticulum membrane. Gene Ontology annotation, biological process: dolichol-linked oligosaccharide biosynthetic process. The transcript is spliced from 4 exons. The record is from RefSeq and is a predicted model, not a curated record. The coding region runs from base 155 to 673 and encodes 172 amino acids. NCBI's taxonomy places the organism in Eukaryota, Viridiplantae, Streptophyta, Magnoliopsida, Poales, Poaceae. Gene Ontology annotation, molecular function: hexosyltransferase activity.
CUGCCGUUGCCCUCGCCGCUCGGCUGCCCCCUCUUCACUUCUUCAGUUCCCACCGCAGCCGGCUCGCAAGAGCACCCCGCGGCGGUGGAGAGGUAAAUCUCCUCCGGGCGCCAGCGGCGGCGGAUCAGUCGAGUCAUAGGGUAUUGGAGAAGAAAUGGGAAGCAGAGAAAGGCGAGUGGUGUUUGUCACCGUAGGAACUACAUGCUUCGAUGCUCUUGUCAAGGCAGUAGAUUCCGAGGAAGUGAAAGAAGCCUUACUGCGUAAGGGUUACACCGAUCUCCUGAUUCAAAUGGGCCGAGGCACAUACAUGCCAUCUAAGGACUCAGGAAAUUCAACUCUUCAAGUUGAUUAUUUCACCUUUUCACCAAGCAUUGCUGACUACAUAAGAGAAGCAUCCUUAGUCAUCAGUCAUGCAGGAUCCGGAAGCAUAUUUGAGACCCUACGACUGGGAAAACCUCUAAUUGUUGUUGUGAAUGAAGAUCUUAUGGAUAAUCACCAGAGCGAGUUAGCGGAAGAACUUGCCGACAGGAAGCACCUUUUCUGUGCCCGUCCACAAACACUGCAAGAGACUGUUGAGUCAAUGGACCUGAAUAAUCUCCUGCCUUACAUGCCAGGAGAUGCCAAUCAAGUUGUUUCACUGAUCAACAAAUUUCUUGGUUUUCCAGUCGACUGAUUGUCUCCAUCAUUGCUUACUCAUCAUGAAAAUAGAGGGAUCUUGUGCGCUAGUGAUUUAGUCAGAAAGUGCUGGGAGAAUGUCAGCUCUAAGCUAAGAGCAUUGGACUGCGCACUGCUUUCAUUUGAUCAUGAUAAGCUGAAAUGAACUGGCCAAAGAGCCAUGCUGAUAUGAAAUGGCCAGUAUGGUGGAUGGAUCAACUGACCCUAACCCAGGGUACGGUGUGAUCUGUUCUUUUGGUUCUACAAUCCUGGCUCCUGGGAGCAAUUGAUGUAGCUUGGUGGAAUCAGCAACCUUACCUAUUGUUUCUAUUUUGAUAUCCUUCAUCUAACUACUUACCAUCUCUCAGUACAAGGGAAAUGUUUCCCAAAUUGCAUGAAAUGUGCUUCCCCUUUUCUUUGGUAUUGGAGGGUGCAUAGGUAGCUGCUCUCCACAGGAUUGGGAUCCACUUGAAGGCAUGGUUUCAGUUGCGAUAUAUGAACUCAGUGCUGCAUCGGAGAGUUGGUGAAAGCAAACCCAUACGGGCCCUUUGAUUGGUAUUUGCUACAUUCCAGAAUGUAACUGAUGUGAGGAUCCAUGUCAUUAAACAUAAGCAUUGUGGUUUUGACCUUGAUUGAGGGAAGCCCCGUUUAGCAAUCUUGCUGGGAUCAAUAUGCCAUAUGCUACCAUUAUUUCACUCCUUUUUGGACUCCCUGAAAGCCAUCUUGGUGAUGAUGUGUGUUGUACUCCUGCACUACCAUUGAUUUCCAUAUUUCAGCUUUGUUUUAGGGGACAAACUAUUAGUAGUGGAUGUUUGAGGGAAACUCACUUUACUCCAUUGAUGAAGCAUGCAUGAGACCCACUUGACCUCUUAA